GUGGGAAGAGUAUGUUAGGAUGAGAUAAAUUGGCGAGGUCAUCUGCUGCAAUAUCCACUGCGAAACUUCUAACAAUUCCAGCUAGAUCUUCUUCACCCCGAAUCAGCAUCAAGAGCCCAAGCUUCACUUCUUCGUUUGUACUUCGUUAUGUUGUGCCUUAAUCUUGGCGACAGUGCCUUGGGGUGGUUGCGUCACAGGUCAUAUCAAACAUAUCAACCUAAGUUCCAUAUCUGAUGCUCGCAAAGCAGCCCCGCCCGACGUGAAUUUGUAGUCUUGAAUUGCGCCCUUUUCACACAACAAGCAGUCUUAAUAAACAAUUCCACAGCCGUCAGUAUGACCACUUACAUCCCUCACUUGACGCUACCCCAGGCCGUCUUCGACAGCCCCGCCGCGUCCAUCCUCCUGCCCAUCGCUCUGGGAACAGCAGUUGGAUAUAGCACCAGACCAAGCGAGGCACAAAAGAACCGUCUCGGGCUAAAACAGCCACCCUACAACCCCCCGCCGGCGGUCUUCCCGCCGGUGUGGAUGGCCCUGUACGGGCUGAUGGGCUACGCGGCCUACCGGGCGGUGCACCACGGGACGUCGCCGCUCAGCGCGCCCGACACCAUCCGCGCCGCCCGGCACGGCGCGACGCUGUACACGAUCCAGCUGGGCCUGAACCUGGCGUGGAUGCCGCUGUUCUUCGGCCUCAGGCGGCCCGUCGAGGCGACCGUCGAUAUCAUCGCCCUGCUCGGCCUCAAUGCUUACCUUACCUAUCUGUGGGGGUCCGUUGACCGGGUCGCGGGCUGGUGUUUGGUGCCGUAUGUCGGCUGGUUGGGCUUUGCUGCUUACCUCUCGGCCGGCGCUGGUUACUUGAACAACUGGGAUCUGGGAGACAAAGGGGCUUCGAAGGACGAGAAGCUCGCUUAGGAGAAGGGUUUUGUACGGGUUAACGCGACAGAAAGAUAGAAGACAUGUAGUCGAAGUUGUAGGUAUAUAUGUAUCGUCCCUAAUCUAUGCCAUGCAUGAUGAUGAA
Messenger RNA from Phialemonium atrogriseum, 1015 nucleotides. RefSeq names its product putative translocator protein. Gene Ontology annotation, cellular component: mitochondrial outer membrane. The transcript is spliced from 2 exons. The record is from RefSeq and is a predicted model, not a curated record. Bases 334 to 909 code for a protein of 191 amino acids. NCBI's taxonomy places the organism in Eukaryota, Fungi, Ascomycota, Sordariomycetes, Cephalothecales, Cephalothecaceae.